AUGGAGGCUGGUGAGCAGGACAUUAGUGGAGCUGAGUGUGAAGGUAACGAAAGCAUGCGUGAGGGUUCAGCUAAGAUGAGCAAUAUUUUAGAGGUAGAAGUAAACAGUCUUGGUGAUGGAAAGGAUGUAGGGUUUGAAGCUCUGCUUAUGGUCGAACAAGACACCAAGGUUGCAACUAGCAGCGGGGCCACUGCUGUGGUGCAAGCAGCUCUCUGCAAACCCAAGAAGGAGCGUGUGGCAAUAAAGAGAAUCAAUCUGGAGAAAUGCAACACAAGCAUGGACGAGCUACUGAAAGAGAUUCAAGCCAUGAGUCAGUGCAGUCACCCCAAUGUUGUGACCUAUUUCACCUCAUUUGUUGUGAAGGAUGAACUCUGGUUGGUCAUGAAGCUGCUGAGUGGAGGCUCUAUGUUGGAUAUAAUCAGGAGGACAAUUACCAACAAUGAACACAAGACUGGUGUGCUGGAUGAGCCAGUAAUAGCAACAGUGUUAAAAGAGGUAUUGGAGGGCUUGGAUUAUCUUCACAGGAAUGGACAAAUACACAGGGAUGUUAAAGCUGGUAAUAUUCUACUUGGUGAUGAUGGGUCUAUACAAAUUGCAGAUUUUGGCGUCAGUGCCUUUCUAGCUGCUGGUGGAGAUAUGACCAGAAAUAAAGUGCGUAAAACCUUUGUUGGAACUCCAUGCUGGAUGGCCCCAGAAGUGAUGGAACAGGUACGAGGUUAUGACUUCAAAGCAGAUAUCUGGAGUUUCGGAAUAACAGCAAUUGAACUGGCAACUGGAACGGCGCCAUAUCACAAGUACCCACCAAUGAAGGUUCUGAUGGUGACACUGCAGAAUGACCCUCCUACUCUUGAGACGGGGGUGGAGGACAAGGAAAUGGUCAAGAAGUAUGGCAAGUCCUUCCGUAAACUGAUAGCCCUAUGCCUGCAAAAAGACCCAGCAAAGAGGCCCACAGCAGCAGAGCUUCUGAAGCACAAAUUCUUCCAGAAAUCAAAGAAUAAAGAGUAUCUGAUGGAGAAGUUGUUGGGCCAAUCAUUAAGCGGAGGGCAAAAGGACACAAAGGUGAGACGGGUCCAGGGAUCAAGUGGUCACCUGUACAAAACAGAGGAUGGAGGCUGGGAAUGGAGUGACGAUGAAUCAGGUGAUGCAUAUGAUGAACAGAAACCUACGGCGUUUCAAAAAACUGAACAACCUGAAAGUCCAUCUCAUCUAAGUAACGAGGAUAGCUCUGUGCAUCUAGUCCUGCGACUAAGGAAUUUACGAAGGGAGUUGAACGACAUCAGAUUUGAGUUCACUCCAGGGAGGGACUCUGCAGUUGGUGUUUCUCAGGAGCUCGUCUCUGCAGAUUUAGUGGACAAGUUUGACAUGAUGGUUGUGGCUAACAACUUGCAGAGACUAAUAGAUGAUCCUCAUUCAAACAGGAGCCUCACAUUCAGACUGGUCUCUGGCUGUGAGGGCUGCAGCCCUGAUGAAACCAAACUCAUUGGAUUUGCACAACUCAGCGUAAGAUGACGAUUCGCCUCAGCAACUGGUACCAAAGAAUUCUGGGACACCUCUCUAUCAACACGACCUGAACCU
This is a messenger RNA of Carcharodon carcharias (great white shark), 1575 nucleotides long. RefSeq names its product STE20/SPS1-related proline-alanine-rich protein kinase-like. The transcript is spliced from 16 exons. Lineage: Eukaryota; Metazoa; Chordata; Chondrichthyes; Lamniformes; Lamnidae. Gene Ontology annotation, molecular function: ATP binding; protein serine/threonine kinase activity. The coding region runs from base 1 to 1509 and encodes 502 amino acids. Gene Ontology annotation, biological process: protein phosphorylation. The record is from RefSeq and is a predicted model, not a curated record.